Aspergillus calidoustus is the source of this 1107-nucleotide messenger RNA. The record is from the annotation of a GenBank genome assembly. NCBI's taxonomy places the organism in Eukaryota, Fungi, Ascomycota, Eurotiomycetes, Eurotiales, Aspergillaceae.
AUGCAUACCCCUGACGGCCUCUUCAAGGGCCUGUCCGAGCAGCAGAUUGCGGCAUUUGAGACCCUGAAACUGCGCUGUGCCGAAGCCGGGCUUCUGUCCCGCCCUUUGGCGUUGAGUGACGGAGAGGUUGAAGACGGGUUGAACGAUGAUCCUACUCUUCUACGAUUCCUUCGCGCACGCCGAUACGAUGUACAGGGUGCCCUGAAGCAAUUCAAAGAAGCUCGCCGCACCUGGGAAACGAACAAUGUUUCCCAAUUGUACAAUACGAUGGAGAUUGCCUCUUUCGAGAAUGCUCGACCGUUGUACCCCCACUGGUCUGGCCGGCGCACAAAGGCCGGACGCCCCAUCUUUCUCUUCGACUUCGCCUACUUGAACCAAACAGUGUUGGCGUCUUACGAGGAAAACCGCAGGGGCAGCAUCUCUUCCGCCCAGGGAUCUCUUCAGCAACGAGAAGCCAGUACGGCGCUGGACAGCGUGACUCGCUUUGUUCUUCCGCUUUGCUCAGCCAUGAAGGACCGCCCAGACCCUACAUCUCCAAUCACUAGCGGGGUAUUCCUCGUCGACCUUGCCGCAUUUACGCUCAAGGCCGGGUGGGGUGUUAAGAACUACACGCCAGACAUCAGCGGCUUAGUGGCGACUGGAUACCCAGAGAUUGUUCACCAAGUUUUUCUCAUCAAUGCCCCGUCAUACUUUACAAUGAUGUGGGCGAUAAUGAGAAAAUGGCUUGAUCCGGAUACCACUGAGAAAGUCCAGAUCCCGGCCGCCAGCGAGGCACUGGCGACUCUGUCCAGAUAUAUUGACCCAGAAAACAUUCCCCGCAGGUUCGGUGGUCAUUUCGAUUGGAGCCACGGGAUGCCUGUUGACUUGGAUGCUGAAAUUGGAGGGGCGUUGUCGUGGCAAGGUGAACAGAAACUACCCCCAGGGCCGAUCAAGUGGCAGCUGGACAAGAGCAGAAGGCGAACGGCUGUGGCUGUUGGGAGCGUCGAUGGGACAGCGAGGGCGGAGAAGAUUGCUGUGUUGGACGAUGAGGCGGAGCAAGAGAAGAAGACAAUAGAGCCAGAAGUGAUGCAGACCGUCGAGGCUGUUGCCCAGCUGUCAUUGGAGUAG